AUGCCUAUCCACCACCCCGGCACCCUCGUCGCCAACGGCAACAUCAAUCUCACAGACGUCCCCUGGGCACUAACGACACAUCUCUUGUCUUGGCUCGCCAACGACCUCCAGUACCUCAAAAUCUACAAAGGCCUAAGCGAACAAACACUUGCCAUCGUCCGUCGCACCCAGCCAUCAACCACAAUCUAUGACCCGGAAGACCUUCAAACCCGGCUUGUGGCCUGGCUGGAUGCCGCGAUCCAAAACGGCACCCGCGAAGAAGCCUUCUUCCAAGAAGUCGCCGAAAUCUACAAGAUUGACCUCAACAUCACCCAAGCAACCAAAAACGAAGGUCUGCAUCGCUACGAAAGCCUACUCAACACCUUCACCGCCACCUCCCGGAGUGAAUUCCUCCCAUGGCUUGAGGGCGCCGUGAUGCUCUGGGCGAUGGAGAAGGUGUACUACGAAGCGUGGAGUUGGGCGCGGCGACAGGAUGCGCAGAGCUCGCCGCGCACGUAUGAGAACGAUGAGGAUGGUGGGGCGAUGAGGCGCGAGUUCAUUCCGAACUGGUCGAACAGGGACUUUAUGAUGUUUGUGGAGCAGCUGGAGAGGAUUCUGAAUGAGGCGGUGAGCUCGGCUGUUAAGGGUGACGAUCAGUUGUGGAGGCAGGUUAAGACGAGGACGGAUGCGGUGUGGCAGGCGGUGCUGGAUGCUGAGGAAGCGUUUUGGCCGGACGUGGACGGCGUUGGUGUGAAUGGCGCUGCGAAUGGAAGCGCUCUGAAUGACGUUAAUGGGAUCAGGACGUCAGCAGAUGUGGACUGCGCAAAUCACGAUGAAGGUGAAGGUGAUACAAACAAUGAUCUAAGCAACAAGAGUCGCGCGAAUAUGGAAUUUAAGGAUCCAACCGCUUCGCUGCUCCUUACAGAGGACUCGAUCAACCCCCAGACGAACCGCCUUCCCGCGAUCGAAGCGCUGCCGACAGAUCUCCUACAGCAGAUCUCCGAGGAUCUCAUCUAUACAUGCCAUCGGAAAGCCGACCCCACGACGCUGACUUAUGAGUUCAUCUACCCUAAUGGCAUCUGUCAGCUGCGCGCAUCCUCAAAGACCCUGCGAGCCAAUUCCGAACGCGCAUUUGCCCGCUGCUUCCGCCUCACGUCAGUCCAAUUUAAUGGGACAGGCCUUUCAAGGCUUGUCGAGUUGUCGCUCUCAGACAAAUACGCAUCAUUGUUACGGAUCAUCAUCUUCCACCCGGCGGCCGACAGUCAGACAAUUGCGACUGCGAAGACGACGCCACUGGAGGCCGGAGGAGAAAAUAUGGCGAAGUUGCGUCACUACGUCACCGAACAUGCGCCAGAAACCACGUUCAUGAUCUUUGCCCUCGCGAGGUUGAAGGGACUAUACUCCGUCAUCAUUGGUCCGAUGUUCCAACUCUGGCCAGACAUCCAUCGAGCAUGA
Parastagonospora nodorum SN15 is the source of this 1434-nucleotide messenger RNA. RefSeq lists its product as hypothetical. The transcript has 5 exons. The coding region runs from base 1 to 1434 and encodes 477 amino acids. NCBI's taxonomy places the organism in Eukaryota, Fungi, Ascomycota, Dothideomycetes, Pleosporales, Phaeosphaeriaceae. The record is from RefSeq and is a predicted model, not a curated record.